Polypterus senegalus (gray bichir) is the source of this 2490-nucleotide messenger RNA. RefSeq names its product extracellular calcium-sensing receptor-like. NCBI's taxonomy places the organism in Eukaryota, Metazoa, Chordata, Cladistia, Polypteriformes, Polypteridae. Gene Ontology annotation, cellular component: membrane. Gene Ontology annotation, biological process: G protein-coupled receptor signaling pathway. Gene Ontology annotation, molecular function: G protein-coupled receptor activity. The transcript is spliced from 6 exons. Bases 16 to 2490 code for a protein of 824 amino acids. The record is from RefSeq and is a predicted model, not a curated record.
AAAAAUGGAGAUAUAAUGAUAGGUGGAAUAUUUGAAAUUAGUUCUACAACAAUUCUACCUGAUCUUUCUUUCAAAUCCAAACCAGACCAAUGGAGAUGUGAAGGUUUUGAUGUUUCAGUAUUUCAAACGGCACAAACAAUGGCUUUCGCCAUUGAAGAGAUAAACAAAGAUCCGACUCUUCUCCCAAAUCUAACACUGGGUUACAGGCUUUAUGACAACUGUGUGAAGCUGCCAUUAGCUUUGCGAGCUGCCACCACUUUGAUUGGGGGCAUGGAAGACGUCAUUAUUGAUUACGAUUGUGAAGGACUUCCUCCUGUGGUGGCCAUUGUAGGAGACCCAGUAUCAACACAUUCAAUAGCUAUAUCAAGGAUUUUAGGGCUGUUUGGAAUGCCAUUGGUCAGUUUUUAUGCUACAUGCUCCUGUUUAAGCAAUAAACAAGAAUUCCCAUCAUUCUUUAGAACAAUCCCAAGUGACGCAUUCCAGGUCAAAGUUAUUGUUGAAAUCAUUAAACAUUAUGGAUGGACCUGGGUUGGCAUUAUUGCCAGUGAGGAUGACUAUGGGCAGUAUGCAGUAAGAACUUUUAAUGAGGAGGUUACAAAAUAUGCUUGUGUUGCAUUUUCUGAGACUAUUCCUAAAGUAAAACAGAAGAAUAAAGUUUCCCAAAUAAUCAAUACUAUAAAACAAUCCACUGCAAAAGUUAUUGUUGUAUUUUCAUCCGGUGUUGAUUUAAAUGCUUUAUUUGAUGAAGUUGUUUCACAGAACAUUACAGGCAGGCAGUGGAUUGGAAGUGAAGCAUGGAGUACUGGCAGUAUAUUGAUAAACAAGGAAAAAAUUGGUUCUUUUGCUGGUACUCUAGGUAUAGCUAUAAGGAGAGGGGAAAUCCCGGAAUUACAAAACUUUUUGCUAAAGGUAUGUCCAGAUUUUGACCCCAAGAACAGUUUAUCUGUACAAUUCUGGGAAUCAACGUUUGACUGUAAAUUCCAAGGUAAUAUGCAAGAACAAAACUCUUCUACUUGGUCUGAUGUCAAGGCAUGCACAGGGUUUGAAGAUCUGCCGAGCAAAAGCACAGGAUAUAGCGAUGUUUCUCAACUCAGAGACUCUUACAAUGUGUACAAAGCUGUUUAUGCUUUAGCACAUGCACUGCACAGUCUGGUGUCCUGUGAAACAGGAAAAGGACCCUUUGAAAACCAUAACUGUGCAAAUGUCAGGAAUAUUCAGCCCUGGCAGUUGUUACAUUAUCUGAAGAAAGUGAAUUUCACAAAUCACUUAGGUGAAAGAAUAGCUUUUGAUGAAAAUGGAGAUGUACUGGGAAUAUAUGACAUUAUUAAUUGGCAGCAAGGUGAUGAUGGUAUUGUGACAAUUAAAAAUGUAGGAGUUUUUGAUAAAUCUGCAGUGGCAAGUCAAGAGCUUUAUUUGGAUGAAAAAGAAAUAUUCUGGAAUUUUGAACCAAGAAAGGUUCCUGAGUCAGUUUGUAGCAAAAGCUGUGAGCCUGGCACUAGAAAAGCCACCAGGAAAGGACAGCCGGUGUGUUGCUUUGACUGUAUACCCUGUGCUGAUGGAGAGAUAAGUAGUGAUAUUGACUCUAUUGAAUGUCUACCAUGUCAACCAGAAUUUUGGUCAAAUCAUGGAAGAAAUCAAUGCAUUAUGAAAGAAAUCGAGUUUCUCUCAUAUGAAGAUUCAAUGGGACUUACACUAACUACAACCGCCUUAACUGGUGUUUGCCUUUCCCUUGCUAUUUUGACUGUUUUUAUUCAUUAUCGCCACACUCCAGUGGUGAAAGCAAACAAUUCUGAGCUAAGUUUUCUUUUGCUGGCAUCACUGACAUUAUGCUUCUUUUGUGCUUUAUGUUUCAUCGGACAACCUACAAAUUUAAGUUGUAUGUUGAGACAUGUGAUGUUUGGAAUUAGCUUUGUUUUGUGCAUUUCUUGCAUUCUUGUAAAAACCAUUGUUGUCAUAAUGGCCUUUAAAGCUAAACUGCCAGGUAAUAACCUAAUGAAGUGGUUUGGGGUUCCCCAGCAGAGAGGUACAGUAUUUUUCUUUACAUUAAUACAGUCUGUAAUAUGCAUUGUAUGGCUGUCAACAGCGCCUCCUGUUCCAAAUAAAAACACCAAAAUUCAAAGUGUUAAAAUUAUCUUUGAAUGUGAUGUUGGAUCGCUCACUGGAUUUAGCUGCCUACUGGGAUAUAUUGGCUUUUUAGCUGGCAUUUCAUUUAUUUUAGCAUUUCUUGCUAGAAAUCUUCCAGACAGCUUUAAUGAAGCAAAAUUCAUCACAUUUAGCAUGCUGAUCUUCUGUGCAGUUUGGAUAACAUUUAUUCCUGCUUAUAUUAGCUCUCCUGGAAAAUACACAGUGGCUGUGGAGAUAUUUGCCAUUUUAGCUUCAAGCUUUGGGGUCCUAUUUGCAAUAUUCCUUCCCAAAUGUUAUAUCAUUUUAAUUAAACCUGAGAAAAAUAACAAAAAAGCUCUCAUGGGUAAACCAGCAACUAAAAAAUAG